CGUCGAUGCACUCAAUUAUGCCAGAUCUGGCCACACUGGUUCAAUCUAUUCACUCUUCAGAGAUUUCGAAACUGUUAUUUGUUGAAGGUUGUACUGCUAGGAGUUACGCUCAUAAAGCAAUAACAUAAACUAAAGUUAUUGCGUUGCUUAAUGAUGGAUGACAUUUUCGUAGGAUAAUUGUUAAAUGGUUUGGUGAUACAUAUGUACCUAGUUCAUGUGUUGCUCUCAUUUGUGAUAACAUGUACAAAAUCAACAUCGUUUCCGACAUAAUUAUGAAUUCUUCCAGCGAUAUGGAUAGUCUAGACGAUAUAUGAUAACCUCGUUAGUAUGAAAUUACAUUGGAUCAAAUUUUAAAUGUUACAUGAAUUCUGUAGGUUUCAGUGAGAAACAAAAAAAUAUUCAAAAAACGAACCUGCUCAAUUGUACAGUUAAUAUGGAGGAAAUAGUGAAACUUGUACAGUUGUUGCAUCAAAAUGGAGAUAAAGUGUUGAGCGCAUCUUGCAAAUUAUCCUUAUCGACAGAGUUACUUUACAAUUUAAACGAAGCUUUUUCAUCGAUUAUCGACGAGCCGGAAGAUUUAGAAACUUCAUUUCAAGUGUGCAACAGUUCAAAAAUCAAUAUAUUUAGCGAUUUGAAAUUUUUAUAUGAUUUUAUACAAAAAACAGUCGGAUUGAAAGUAACUUAUUGCGUGGAUAAUCCUGAUAUCCCUGUUAACAUUACAAAGUUCAGACAUUUGAAAUAUCUGGAACUGAAGAAAAUUAAUAUUGAGCUUGUGAAAGGGCUGCAAGAGUUUACAAGUCAACUUGAAAGUAUUAUCUGCGUCGGUAGAAAAGGAAUUUCUUCAGUGAGUCAAUUAUUAGCUAGUUGCGGUGAAGGUGCUAGUAUUGGAUGUGUGUGGGACUCGUUGAAACAUUUAACAUUAUCUUAUAAUAGUCUGGAAAAAUUGGAUAAAUCUUUAGAGCUGGCACCUUGGCUACAAUUAAUAGAUUUGAGUCAUAACUUGAUAACAUCUGCGGACGAGUUAUCUUAUUUGCCAAAUUUGAAAUAUGUGAAUCUUGGAUACAAUAAGCUCGAGACAGUACCUACAUUUAAUAAGGCUGCCUCAUAUUCUUUACAAGUAUUAGUUUUGAAGAAUAAUUAUAUAGAAAAGUUAAAUGGCUUACAAAAUUUAAAAUGUUUAACGAAAUUAGAUUUAUCGUAUAACUGUUUGAUGGAACAUUCAACUCUGUGGGUUUUGGAAAAAAUGUCUACUUUGUUAUGCAUAUCUCUGGAAGGCAAUCCUUUAUCAUAUCACCUAAAACAUCGGCAGCUAUUUAUAAAGUAUUUGCAUCCAAGUUUAAAAGAUAGCAAGUUUGUUUUAGACCAUUUGCCACUUUCGAGGUCAGAGAAACAAAUUAUUGCAGGGAAUCGAUAUUAUGCGAUCAGAUCCGAAAAAUCCGCGUCAAGUGAAUUUUCCGUGUCUGUAUCAGAUUCGUUAAAUUCUAGUAGCCUUUCUGCAUCUAUGAGCACGUCUACUUUUAAUGAAUUUGUAGCAGAAAAAUCGAUGAAUAAUCUAGAAAGAAAUUUACCUAGAAGUAAGAAGAAAUUAUAUGUUAAAGAAGCUAUUAUCGCAGAAGAUGAACAAAAACAAAAAGAGUUGAAGGAAAAUUAUAGUGUUUGUAGCUCGUAUUCGGAAACUUCGAAAGAUCAUCUAGAGACGAAGAAACAAAUUUUGGCGUUACGAAACAAAUUUGGCGAGGAUGAAUGGUUAAACAAUUAUGCUGGAACAAUUGUUCAAGAUAUUACGGGGUUGCAAUCGUUACCGGAGUUUGAUAGUACAUACACUAUGCUAGAUACUCAAGAUUCUGAAAUUCGUUUCCUUAAGAAUGUAGAAACUGCGGCGAUAGAAGAUUCUGGAAGAUACUCAGUAACGGAAAAUAACGAAAGCAACGGUGCAAUGGGAGAACAGAUUGAAAUAUCAACGGAAGAACAAAAUGUCUCUGAAUCUCUAUCGUCUAACGAUACGACUAUUGCUCUUGUAAAUAUAUCUGAUCCUCCUUAUGAUCUGGAAGAAGAAAAAGGAGAUUUGUAUCUAGUUCACAAGAAGAAACAAGAUAGCGACGAAUUAGAAGAAUUAUUCUUGAUAAUAACACUAGAUGAUAUUAAGGAAAGAGAUUCCAUAACUGGGAAAUUGAAAUAUUGUUGGUCGACAAGUUCUGUGUUAUCGUGUGUGCGGGGUAGAAGCGAACCAGUUACGGUAGAUAUAAUUUUUGAUACAAAACGAGAAACCCGUCAAAACAGGAGAUAUUUUGUGAAUUCAGAUGAUGCAAAGAAAAUAGUAACGACAAUUAGCGAGAGGAUAAAGAAACGACCAAUAUCAUUAAAAGUUUUUAAAUGUAUGAAAUGUUCAACUCAUUUCUCCCAGGAUACGGAAUACGUUGCUGUCAUAAGUACAUCCGCAUCAGGUUUAAAACAAUUGAAAUGCCCCACUUGCGAGAGUACUUUAGUUAUAGAAACAGAUGAACUGUCAACAGUGGACCCAGAAAGUGAUGCUUCCGAAGGUUCAACGGAAUAUUCCUCUACGAAUCAAUACCCGGAAAAUACUACAAAAACUAAUUUGCAACAUUCUGAAUCUUUCUCCAGCAUUGGUGGAACGGAGGGUCGAGCUAUAUCCGUCACCACUUCUCUGGUGCACUCCGACUCUCACACUCAAGCUCAAGUCUGCUGUUCAGCGACAAGUUUAGACGAAUCGCGAGAGUCCACGCCCUCCACAAAUACGAAUAAAAAAUACGAAAGCGAUAUAGAAAUACUUAGCAACCCGAGCCAAAGUAGCAUCGAAGUUCUGGACGAUGCUUCGAGAACUCAUCCGAUACCGCCUAGAAAGCGCUCUUCGGAAGAGAAAUGCACCGCUGUUGUUCCAUCCCUUUUAACGAUACCAGACGUAGCACCAAUUAUGACUGGUUUAACCGAGAGUAGCUCUUCAGGCUCUUUAACAGAUAGUAUAUGUACCGCGUAUGAAAAUAAAAUAAUUAGGCAAAUUAAUGCGGACGAAAAGUCCCUUAACAGUAGUAACGAUAAAGAGAUCAAAGUCUCAUCUGUAACAAACUUAACUUCUAUACUAGGUGGUUUACUUCAGAGUAUAAAAAUCGGCAGUAAUAAGCCAUUAACGUUAAACGAGGAAGAAGCACCGCAUUUUUGUGGCAGCAAUAUUUCAUACUCUUACACAGAUUUUAGCAGUAUAGAUCAUAGAAUAAAGUUACAUAUCGUUUUGAACAUAUUCGAACACGAAAACGAGGAACUUAUUUUUCUCCUUAGGGCGGACAUUCUUAUGCAUAAUACGAAAGAAGCAUUUCCUGGUUGCUUGGUUUUGUCUACAUUAACAGUUUACGUUCUUAAAAUCGAUGGAUUGGAAGGAGAGGAUCCACAACGUUGGCUGCAUAAGGAAAUCAGUUGGACAAUAGACAGAUUAAGAUCGUUUGCGCCAUUGCCGUAUAAACAAGGCAUUUUGAUUGAAUUAGAACAAUCGAACAAAUUGAGCCAAGAACUACAGCCUGUUAUUACAUUUUUAUGCAUCUUACAAGACUUUCAGAGAACAUAUAAUUUUUUAUUUUAUACUACUGAAUUGUCACUACCACCUAGUUGCAAGGUUGAAUUUACAGUACCAGAACACUGUACUUCUUUGAUGCAUACGUUAUUAAAAGAUUGCACGAAUUUUCAAGAAGGCGAUACUGUAAGAUUACUUGCAUUAUUUUCUUCCGCCUUACUAAAAUAUCAAGGCCUCGAAGUGCAACUGAAAUUAUCUAGUUUAAUUGUAACUGCAUCCGUGUUGGUGAUAUGUAAUAUACAAUGGCUCUUACCAGGCAACAAAGAAGCGCCGCAAAUAAUAAGGAAACAACCUAUGAGCAAUUUAAUCGGAAUAGAACAUUACAGAUCGUCAUUGACCUUAAACUUUUUAGACGAGGUGGAAGAACAAAAGGAUUCGUGGAUCUUAAAUUUCAUUUCUGUGAACGCUGCCGAGACGGUCAUUAAUUCUAUACAACCACCAUGGGAGGAACUGUUUUCGAUCCCUUUGCAGAUUACAACUUGUAAAACGGAAACUACUUGAGAAGUGUAAAACGAGUUUUAAUACGCCUAAAUGAAUAUUCUAGUCCUAGUCGAACGAAAUACACCAGGUGAACAUCAAAUUUUUUAGAAUAAAUCGAUACAGUUUUUGAUAUUACACAAUUUGUAUCUUGCACGAGCUAAUGAUAUUAUUAUUCUUUUUUUUUUAAUCUAUAAUUUAAUAAGUAAAUAGAAAUGAAUAAAUGUUGAGAACAACGUAACAUUUAAUUAAUGAAAAUAUAUAUGCAAUUAGGUAUAAGAUAACAAAACGUUAUAUCGUAAAACAACUGAUAUUUUUUUCAAUUUUAUAAUCUGUAUUUUUCUAUUGUUCGUUAACUUAUAAAUUGUUAGUAAAUAUGGUGUAAAACAAAUACAAAAAAACAGUUAUAUGGCGUGUGGGCGAAUAAUAUUUUUUAGAUUUUGAAAAUAUCAGUUGUCUCAUCAAUUUACAUUUACUAUAACUUUUAAACUUUCCUGAUAUUUUUGUAAAAUGUUAUGGCACGUUUCUUUUGAUUAUUUGUAACGCUUCGUAUUAGUCAUUGAAACAUGUUAAAUUUUAAACGGUGCUAUUAAUGCUAAGGUACUGCAUCUCAAAAUGUUUAUUACUGAAAGUAACUUUUUUAUACGACUAAUUUAUUACACUCUUCAAAUAAUCGAAUGCUUAACGGCAUUGUCAAUGUUGUUUAUUUAUUAUUUUGAUAUGAAUGUUGUAUUAUAAUCUAUUCAAUAUUAAUCUAUUUUACAGCAAGAACGUUCAUUUUACUUUCAGCAGUUUUGGUUAAAUAAUAUCGCGAAUAUUAUUGCAAGUAAUCGUGUGUUUUUAUAUUGCAAAGAAAGAAUUAUAUAAAUUUGUUCAAUUUAUGUUUGCACAUUUUACAAAGAUAUGUAAAUAAAACUAAUAAGAUAUUGCUUAAAACAGUCACGGUAAAUACAAUCUUUAUAACAUGUUCAUGCACGUGUACAGUUCAUGCAUAUUUCUAUUUGCGUAAUAUAAAUAGUAUAAUGUUUAUAAGAAAAAAUUACAUACUGAACAAUAGUCGAACAUCGCUAUCAGUCUGUGAUAUAUAUUUUUUAAUUUUUACUAUGUAAGUAUGUUGAUAUGUAUAUGUACGUUGUAAAGUUGUAUAAUAUAUCUGUUUAUAACAAACCAAACAAAUGUAAGUGGCAAUUUACGGUAAUUUCAUCGAAACUAUUAACGCUUCAACUUGAAUUUUGAAACUAAAUCUCUGUUAAGACUUUAUUUAUUCCAUUAAAUACAGGUGACGUGAACGUACGCGACUUAGGGUUCUCUGCCAAGAUAUGAGGAAGGGUGAAAAAGAGUUUUCCAAGUAUUUCAUAUCUCUUUAAAAGUAUUAAAAGUAGCAUAAAUGAAUACAUUUGAUAGAAAAAUUGAUUUCUGCUACCAGGGAUCCCCUUCGAAUUUUUGGUGCCACAUUGAAUGUGUUGUAAAAACUAAGCAACCAAGUUACUUCUUUCUAUUAUUUAAACUAGCAAAGAUAUUAAAGGGGAUUGUUUUUAAUGAGAUGCUCCGUAUUAUUUAUCAAUUAAUAUUUACAAAUCUUGAGA
Messenger RNA from Colletes gigas, 5646 nucleotides. Its product is annotated as serine/threonine-protein kinase 11-interacting protein. The record is from RefSeq and is a predicted model, not a curated record. The coding region runs from base 362 to 4084 and encodes 1240 amino acids. The transcript has 20 exons. Lineage: Eukaryota; Metazoa; Arthropoda; Insecta; Hymenoptera; Colletidae. Gene Ontology annotation, cellular component: cytoplasm. Gene Ontology annotation, molecular function: protein binding.